AUGGCACUGCUGAAAGUCAAAUUCAAUCAGAAGAAACGGGUAAAACUAGCACAGGGACUAUGGCUCAUGAACUGGUUUUCGGUGUUUGCUGGAAUCCUUGUUUUUAGCAUGGGAUUGUUCCUCAAAAUUGAACUCAGGAAGCGAAGCGAAGUGAUGGACAAUUCUGAAAGCCACUUUGUGCCCAAUUCUUUGAUAUUGAUGGGUAUAUUAUCCUGCGCCUUCAAUGGUUUUGCUGGCAAAAUUUGUUACGAUUCUCUGGAUCCCGCUAAAUUUGCCAAGUGGAAGCCUUUGCUGAAACCUUACCUGGCACUAUGUUUCUUCUUUAACAUACUCAUUUUCUUCGUUGCUCUGAUUUGCUUUCUCAUGCGGGGCUCUCUGGACAGCACGCUGGCUCAGGGGCUCAAGAACGGCAUGAAGUUCUACCGGGACACAGACACGCCCGGAAGAUGCUUCAUGAAGAAGACCAUCGACAUGCUCCAAAUUGAGUUCAAAUGCUGUGGGAACAACGGCUUCAAAGAUUGGUUUGAAAUUCAGUGGAUCAGCAACAGAUAUCUGGACUUCAGCUCCAAAGAAGUGAAAGAUCGGAUCAAAAGCAACGUGGACGGAAGGUACUUGGUAGAUGGCGUCCCUUUCAGCUGCUGCAACCCCAGCUCCCCGAGACCCUGCAUCCAGUACCAGGUCACCAACAACUCAGCUCACUACAGCUACGACUACCAAACGGAGGAGCUCAACCUCUGGCGCCGUGGCUGCCGGGAAGCCCUCCUGCACUACUACAGCAGCAUGAUGAGCUCCAUGGGCGCCGUCGUCCUCCUCGUCUGGCUUUUCGAGAUGUCCGUGAUGGUUGGCUUGCGUCUUCUGCACACCUCUCUGGAAAGCAUUGCAAAUCAAGACCCUGAAUGUGAAAGCGAAGGGUGGAUCCUGGAGAACAGCCUCAAGGACACUUUGAAGUCCGCGCUGGAGAGUUUGAAAAAGAUUGGUAAGUUCAAUCAGGUGGAAGCAGACGCCGAAAGGGCUGAAGGAGAGGAAGGUGGGAAGACGCCAGCCAUCACAACGGUCAGUUGA
Molecule: messenger RNA, 1062 nt
Organism: Gymnogyps californianus (California condor)
Lineage: Eukaryota; Metazoa; Chordata; Aves; Accipitriformes; Cathartidae
Gene: PRPH2
Product: peripherin 2
Biological process (GO): visual perception
Cellular component (GO): membrane
Source: RefSeq, a predicted model, not a curated record